This is a messenger RNA of Drosophila suzukii, 696 nucleotides long. RefSeq lists its product as uncharacterized. Lineage: Eukaryota; Metazoa; Arthropoda; Insecta; Diptera; Drosophilidae. The record is from RefSeq and is a predicted model, not a curated record.
CCUUGGCCAUCAUUCCGUGACUUCGACGCGCCGUGACGGGAAACAAAUAGCUUACUCUUCCUCAAUCGACUCCAAUAAUCAAGAUGUCCAAGUAUAGCCUGAUCCUAUUGUCCGCCCUGCUGGGCUGCCUUGUUUCCGGCGGAUCGGCUGGGACUAUAGGUGUGGAUAGAAGCGCAUUCCAGGUGGUGAAGGAUAUCCAUAUCUUUGCCGCCCAGCAUCCGGGUCUGAAGAUCCAGGCAUUGGAAAAGCAGAUUGUACCGGGAAAGGCCCGUGCCGGAUCGCUAAGCGUGCGCUACAACCUGGGAGCCCGAAUUUCCAGCGAUACCCUAGUGUUCCAGACAGCCGACACCCUUGAGUUCCCACGGGCACAGGAUGUGAGCGUGCAGCUUAAUUAUCCGGAGAAGAGCGGCGACUCCGGUGCCGCCUUGUCCUACGUGGAGCUGAUCUGCACCCAGGACGCCUACGACGGCAACGCCUACGUGGUGGCCGGAGGCAUCGGCCAGCGCUUCAUCUCCAUUGUCCUGGAAGCCAAAAACACCAAAAACUUCUCCUACCAGGCUCUUUACUACGGGCAGUGGAUCUAGGCAUUAGCAUUAUCUUCCUAUUAGUUUAUAUUUUACUUAAAAUGUGUGUCAUUUGACUCCAAUUUAAAAUAUAUGUAACAGGCAACACCAACCUGAGAUUACCUCGAUAUAA